Messenger RNA from Brassica oleracea var. oleracea, 865 nucleotides. RefSeq lists its product as uncharacterized. The record is from RefSeq and is a predicted model, not a curated record. NCBI's taxonomy places the organism in Eukaryota, Viridiplantae, Streptophyta, Magnoliopsida, Brassicales, Brassicaceae.
CUUCGUUGACUUUCUAUCAUUCUUCUAAUCGUUUGAAACCUCUUGAAAAGAGUGAUUGGCGUGGUAAUCUUAGUUGAUCUUUCCCUCCCUUCUCGUUUUUUUCUUCUUCUUUCUCCUAGAUCCCUUUGUUUCAUAUCCGCCUUCCUCUGGUUCUAACGGUUUUCUUAACCUCGGUUUAGAAGCUAAUCCGUUCUUUCGGUGUUUCUUGAUCUGCGACGCACGAGUUACUGUUUUUGCUAUAAUUGGAUAUGAGCUCAGUAUGUGGUGCGUUGGAUUACAAAGAUGCAGAGUCUCACCUUAAGAGCACUUCUGCUUCUAGUUCCAAUAAAUGUUGUAAUAAUGGCUCUGGUAAUGGAUCUGACGAUGCUCAAGAGUCUGGUGGGGAUGAUAGUGGUGGUUAUAUACACCAAUAUGUGAAUGAAGAGUCCAAAGACAUCACCAAACCCAUUCUCAAGUCUUCGGAUGAUGAUGAUGAUGACAUGAACCUUGCCACCGCUGAGAGUGUGACCGCUGUUACCGUCAUCCCAGCCAUUAAAGGCAGCCGAGAGAAGCAUGGCAAGUCCCUGGAGAAGCUGAGCGUGUCAUGGGCUGAAGAUGUGUAUGAUCCUCCACCCUCCCUUGUAUCUCACACGCGGAGCAAGAAACAGCAACCGCAGAAAUCAAAGAGCAGAGAUAGCUUGAAGAAGAAUGGAAAGAAGGGACAAAAGGGGAGCAGCAAUUCUUCAUCUUCAUCAUCCCGUGGCAGCAAAGACAAGAAAUCUUCUUCUUCUCGCAACAAACACAGUCGUGAUAAUAAGUUCGGAUGGGCCACACAAACGUCUAUUGUAGCCGCAUCUUCUUGAAUUGUCUGUGGCUUGAACAACGC